CCCCCUGCGCAGGGAUGCGAGUGGAAGCGUCCUGGCCGUACAAAGACCGUGCAUGCGCACUGCCCCCCCAGGCUCCCAUUGUAGGACACCAUUUGUACGUUAGUUAACUCCUUUAGUCCGACACUGACUUAUACAGCUGUAUUUAUCUCGGUUGUCUUUUAUGAAUAAUCCAAAGCAGCAGAAGCCAACGCUAACUGGCCAGCGUUUUAAAACUAGGAAAAGAGAUGAAAAAGAGAAGUUUGAGCCUACUCAGUUCCAAGAUUCUAUUAUCCAAGGUUUGAAUGAAAAUGGCAGUGAUUUGGAAGCUGUAGCAAAGUUUCUUGAUGCUUCUGGAGCAAAGCUCGACUAUCGUCGCUAUGCUGAGACUCUAUUUGAUAUCCUGGUUGCCGGUGGGAUGCUGGCUCCAGGUGGUACCCUUGCGGAUAACGUGAACCGUACAGAUGUAUGUGUGUUCGCUGCUCAAGAAAACCUGGAGACCAUACGUGCAUAUGCUCAGGUGUUCAAUAAGCUGAUCAGGCGUUACAAGUACCUGGAGAGAGGAUUUGAAGAUGAGAUAAAGAAGCUGCUGCUAUUCCUGAAAGGUUUCUCAGAAUCUGAACGAACCAAGCUAGCAAUGCUGACUGGGAUUUUGCUAAGCAAUGGAACGUUAUCGUCCACUAUUUUGAGCAGUCUCUUUAAUGAGAAUUUGGUUAAGGAAGGUGUUUCGGCAGCAUUUGCUGUUAAACUAUUCAAAUCCUGGAUAACUGAGAAAGACAUUAAUGCAGUUGCUGGAGGCCUUCGUAAGGUCAACAUGGACAAUAGAUUGCUGGAAUUAUUCCCAGCUAACAAACAAAGUUAUGAUCACUUUGUUAAGUAUUUUACCGAAGCUGGUUUGAAGGAGCUUGCGGAUUUUGUCCGUAACCAGCAGUCUCUUGGUGCACGAAAGGAGCUGCAAAAGGAGCUCCAAGAUCAAAUGGCCCGUGGUGAUCCACUCAAAGAGAUUAUCACAUAUGCCAAAGACGAGAUGAAGAAAAACAGCAUCUCUGAACAGACGAUGAUCACUAUUGUUUGGAACUGUAUAAUGGGUGCAGUGGAAUGGAACAAGAAGGAGGAACUGCUAACAGAACAAGCCAUUAAGCACUUAAAGCAAUAUAGCCCUCUCCUUGCUGCCUUCACCACCCAGGGCCAAUCGGAGCUGACUUUGCUGCUGAAGAUUCAGGAAUAUUGUUAUGACAACAUUCAGUUCAUGAAGGCCUUUCAGAAAAUUGUGGUGCUUUUUUACAAAGUUGAUGUUCUGAGUGAAGAAGCUAUUUUGAAGUGGUAUAGAGAGCCUAAUAUGGCAAAAGGGAGGAGCAUCUUCCUGGAGCAGAUGAAGAAAUUUGUUGAAUGGCUCAAGAAUGCUGAAGAAGAAUCCGAGUCGGAAAGUGAAGAGGACUGAAAUUGCGAUCCAAUUGAAAUCAUGUUCUGUAUUUUUAAUAAACCACAGGGGUUGUAGAAUUGAAUUUCAGAGUUCAGAAAUUGAUUUGGCAUUCUACCUCCUGUAUUUUCUACUGUAAUAUCUAGAUGUAAAUUAAGGGCUUUACAGUGAUCAUACUGGUUUGUUUUAAUUUCAUUUUCUAUAUAAUAAAAGUUAUUGCAACAUCUGACUUGAAAGUCAGUUGCAGUUACUUUUUGACCAAUUGGAUUUUUGUUGCUGUUCUUAUGGGAGCUCAAAGCACUUGAUGGAACAACAAUGCUUUCUUGGUCAGGGGGCACACAUUUUACAUACCUUUUAUCAGUUGAACUUGAGGACCUAGUACUUAUCAGCCAAGUGACAAAACAUUGUAGGGAUAUAUUGCUGACCAGGGCCAGUUCACAAAGAAUACAUUUUUGUCUGAAAGAGAAUUUACAGGAGGAUGAAGUUUGAAUAUAGGACCAGUGUAUUGCAGUCUCCCUUUGGCAACACAGUUAUAUUUUGUCCAAUUCAAAAUUGAAUGCUUAUUCUGUUCUGACUAAAGUGUUUCAAUUUAUGACUUUAUGAAUGGAGACCAGUGCGUCUCAAUUUGUACAAUCCCAACGUUGUGGUUUAGAUCAAGUCAAUUCUUUUUGAGUGUCCUUAGAAAUUGGUUAACUUUAAAAGCACAGUCCAUCAACCCGCAAUAUACACCUGACUGCGUUAUUGGAUAAAUGGUUACAUUUUUUGCCUUCGAGGUACAAUCCAUGUGAAUACUUGUUUUUAAACCAUUUUUUGUAUUGCACAAUAGAGGGAUGGUUCUGGGGACUUCAGUCCUGCCACUAAGUGCUUUUCUUUUGGUGGCGUAAAGUUUACAGCCAGUUAAGGAUGCAUGUUUUCAGAUCAUGGUUAGAAAACAGCUCCAUGGGGUUAAUGUGUUAUUGAUGGUGAAACCUUCCCCAAUAAAAUUGUUAACUUUGGUUGUGUACCAAAAAAUUAAACUACUUUUUAUCAACCAA
Messenger RNA from Amblyraja radiata (thorny skate), 2430 nucleotides. RefSeq names its product basic leucine zipper and W2 domain-containing protein 1. The record is from RefSeq and is a predicted model, not a curated record. Gene Ontology annotation, molecular function: protein binding. The transcript has 12 exons. NCBI's taxonomy places the organism in Eukaryota, Metazoa, Chordata, Chondrichthyes, Rajiformes, Rajidae. Gene Ontology annotation, cellular component: cytoplasm; membrane. The coding region runs from base 161 to 1417 and encodes 418 amino acids.